Molecule: messenger RNA, 1638 nt
Organism: Hyla sarda
Lineage: Eukaryota; Metazoa; Chordata; Amphibia; Anura; Hylidae
Gene: KGD4
Product: mitochondrial ribosomal protein S36
Exons: 4
Coding region: 57-386 (109 amino acids)
Biological process (GO): 2-oxoglutarate metabolic process
Source: RefSeq, a predicted model, not a curated record
UCACGUGACGCAGCCUCUUCCUUUCCGCGGUUGCGGAAGUACCGCUAGGGGUCGCCAUGGGGAGCAAGAUGGCGGCGGCCAGCAGGGUCGUCCAGGUUGUGAAGCCACAUGUGCCAACCAUUAGAUUUCCAGAUAGAAAAAGCAGUCCAAAACCUAAUGUUCAAGAAGCCUUGAAGUCUCUGAUCUACCCAUUUACCGUACCCCCAGUAACGGCACAUGCGGCUGGCAGUGAAAACCCUCCGGGAGGUCUAAACCCUGCACCAGUCCGUAAAGCACAUGGCUCCCCAGACACUAGCGAACUACUGAGGUCGUUUCCUCAUAAAUACAGAAGAAAACCUCUGCCAGUUGAAGAGAUGGACUAUAUACAACGCGGAGGUCCUGAAUGAGACGUCGGCAACUGAUACCACCACUAGUAUACACUUAUUGUUACAGAGCUAUCCUGGAUCUGUGUAAUUCUAAUUGUAAAUGAAUGGGUUUAAUAAAGGAAAGAAAGUUACAUGUUGGAAGCUUUACUCUGUAUUCACUUAAUACCUACAGGAGCUUUUUUCCUAAAGUAUAGAAUGUGUGAAACUGCAUUUUGUAUAAAUGAAAUUCUAAAAUUAAAAGGAAUUGUUUUGUAAUCUUAGUCCCGGAAUUUACUUGUAGUCUGCAGUUGCGGAUAUUACCGAUAGAUGUAGAAUACUAUGGUUUAUUAACAACUUCAUCAGAUUGAGAAUAUAUAUAAAUCUGUCCUGAACUUCUGCCAUAUCAGUAUACAGUGGUCCCUCAACAUAUGUUGAGGGAUCCGUGCAAUGUAAAGUAUAGGACAGUGGUCUACAACCUUCGGACCUUCAGAUGUUUUAAAACUACAACACCCAGCAUGCCCGGACAGCCAAUCGCUGUCGCCGGGUCCCCGAGGUGUCCCCGACGCUCCGGCAAAACCUCUGCUUCCCCGGCAUCCUCGCUCUCCGUUGCCGCCAUCAGGUCGCUGCGCACGCCGCUCCUAUUGGAUGACGGGACGGCGUGCGCAGCGACAUGAUGACGACUAUGGAGAGCACAGACGAUGCAGGGGAUCCCAAAGAGGACGCGCCGGAGCCCCGAAGACAGGUAAGUGAUCGUCAGCGGACCACACGGGGCACAGUAAACGGCUAUCCGGUGGCAGCUGAAGCAGUCUGCGCUGCCGGAUAGCCGUUUAUGCGAUGGCCCCGACAUACAAAAGCAUCGUAUGUUGAUGCUGCCUUCAACAUGCGAUGGCCUCUGAGAGUGAUCGUAUGUUGAAAUGAUUGUAUGUCGGGGGGGGGGGGGGGUCACUGUAUUAGGACACAUGGGAAAUAUAGCUUUCUUUCCUACCAGUUUAAUGUCAAUUUAUCCAGCAUCAUACAGUCUAGAAUUCCAAAAUUAUUUCAUUCUGGGAUGACCUGGCUUCUUCAGCAGCUCUGUCGCCAUGGGCUGUGGUGAUGUGUUCCAGCAUAUUGACAUUUAGUCACAUAAAGUCACAUGCAAAUUGUGUGUACAGAAUUAAACAAAGUUGAACUGAAUUUACAGAUGUAUUUAUGUAAAAAAAAAGGAAAUCUUCGCACAAAGCCAUUCAGAAUGUGUGAAACUACAUUUUGGAUAAAUGUAAUUAUGAAAAUAAAAGGAAUUGUUUUGUAAUGUUAA